UUUCAUGUACUCGAUGACCCGGGAGGCAGACAACCUACACUUGGGCUCGAUGGUGGCGAAGACCUUCGCCAAGUCGGCAAAUCACCCUCGGCAUCUAUUUUGUGGCGCUCUCAUCACCAUUCUGGCGCAAUAUCUAGUGGUCAGCCUCGAGGCUCUUACGAACAUUUUUGCCGCUGUCGGCUCCUUCUACCUCACUGGAGACAUCAUCUUCAACCAGGGACUGUCGAUGCACGUUGAAGGAUACGAGUGGGUUGAGGGCCUCUCUCUUCCUCCUACCGAGAGUGACAAGGAUGAUGAUGACGAUGACUCCGAUGAGUCCUCAGAGAAUGAGUCUUUCCUUGAGGAGCCUCUCUCCCCACCAGAGGAUCUGCCUCCCUGAAGGAGAUUGAUGCGAGGCAAGUCCUCCUACCGUCCUAUGGUCCUUCUCUUUCGUCGAUCAAGUUCUUUACGUCCUAGUUCCUGCAAGUAGCCAUCAAGAACCAGCAGAUCUAGACACAUCAACUCUAAAGCAGUAUUGGGCUCACCAGGCGCAGUACUCCAGUCAU
Molecule: messenger RNA, 545 nt
Organism: Linum trigynum
Lineage: Eukaryota; Viridiplantae; Streptophyta; Magnoliopsida; Malpighiales; Linaceae
Source: the annotation of a GenBank genome assembly